Molecule: messenger RNA, 1788 nt
Organism: Hydractinia symbiolongicarpus
Lineage: Eukaryota; Metazoa; Cnidaria; Hydrozoa; Anthoathecata; Hydractiniidae
Product: malonyl-CoA-acyl carrier protein transacylase, mitochondrial-like
Exons: 2
Coding region: 6-515 (169 amino acids)
Molecular function (GO): transferase activity
Source: RefSeq, a predicted model, not a curated record
AGCAAAUGUGCGAAGAUUUAACAGAAAGUGUUGACAAUCCAAAUAAACAUAUUUCCAUGGCUGUCGAGCGCUUCCACAAAAGUAUAGCGUUAGGUGGAUCCAAAGAUUUAGUACAAAGAGUUUUGGAUCGAGAGCACUUUCUUCUUAAAAAUCCAGCAAAAGUGAAAAUUUCUGAAAUGUCAAUGAGUGCUGCAUUUCACACGCCUUACAUGAAUCCAGCCAUAGAAGAGUUUCACGAUGCCCUUUGCAGCGUCAACAUUACUCCAAAUGAUGCUACAUUGUAUUCAAAUGUUACCGGGGAGAAGUAUACUAACAAAGAUAAUAUUGCGGAAUUAAUGGCACGCCAGAUUGCGGAACCUGUGCUUUGGAAUACGAUAUUGAAUAAACUGCGAGGGAAGUACAUAUCUGGUGCUGUGGAAAACAUAUUCGAAGUAGGUGCUGGUCAACAAUUGAAAAGAAUGUAUGGGAAGCUUGAUCGUGAUUUAUUUGGAAAUGUACAAACCGUUGGCAUGUAACCUUCCAUACUUUUUCACAGCUUUUAGAAAAUGCAGUGGAUCCUUCAUAAAGUCUUUUGUGGUUUUUCUGUUACUUUCAGGAAGUUACUUUUAAGCUAAAAUAACUAAGAAAUCUUUUAGGUCUAAUUUGAUCCUAACGUUUUCUUUACCUAGACUACACAUUAAGGAAGUGAAACUAAAUUAACUUGAUAUGUGAAGCAUCUUUAUAUCAAUUAAUUCACUGCAGUCGUUAAUAUACCCUUACUAAUAAUUGAAACUUUAUAUACUCAAGAUUGACCUCAAUAUAUGAAAAUUGUUUUUUGUUUGAUGAUAAAUUAUACUUUACAAGUGUUAUAUUUUAUAUAUAAUAUAAUUUUUAUUUUUACUUACGAGUUUGGUUUAUAAAAUAAAGAUUUUUUUUCUGUAAAUAGAGCAUAGUUAUUAUAUUAAAUAAUCAUUUUUAAUACCAUUCUUUUUUAUUUCAAACCAGACGAUUUUUAGGCAGCACACUACCAGGCUCCGUUGCAGUCAAGGAGACUGCAUUAUGUAACAUCCCCUUCAUGACGCAGCAGAAACCCGACAAAAGGAGAGGCAGAAGACCCACCAUUUUUCCUCCCCUUCACUUUGUGUAAAAUCUCCAAUAAAACAAAAGGAGUAAACUGGGAAAGCGAAUUUCUUGAAAAUAAAAGAUUCCUCAGGCCGAGAUAAACAAGUACCUCUUCUAUUUAAGGUUUUUUUUGGAUAUAACACAUGGACUCAACGCUAUACUAUCAUGUUACUAACUCCUGCUAAUUAUUGGUAAUUUAAAUUCGUUCUAGGUAAUUUCUUUACACAAAAACAUUCAAUAUUAUUCUUAUUAAAUUUAUUUACCCAGGAUAACCUCUUAAGUUCCUAUUGGUAAUAUCAUCAACGAGGUCCAGCAAAAAUGGAUCCUAGUGCAUAUACUAUUCUAUAGUCUCUGUCAUGACUCGGCCGGGAUUUGAACCCAAGACCACCUGUACUGGAAGCGAACGCACUAUCCCAAGGCUACCCGUCGGUGACAGACGCAUACAAAAACACCCAAAUGAAAUCAAUGAAUACAAUUAUUAAACAAAAGUCAUCUUUCCUUACAACUUAUUAAAACUACACACACAUACUUUAAAUAGGGUAGAAAUAAGGAAUGUGUUCUUCUACCUACUAACUGUAAAUAAAUUUAAAUAUUUUGAUGAAAUUAAAACAAAUUCAAUUUGUUCGUCCUCUUAAAUAGCAGGUGGUUUUUUCAUUGGUCAAGUAUUGUUUUACACCAUUUUAAUAU